AUCUUCUUCAUACAUGUGAAUGAGUCAAUAGAUGCACAACACAUAUUUUUGAAAUUUCUCCUUUUCUUCCUCAAUCACGAAAAGGGACUAGCGACGGUUGAUAACUUCAGACCAUGGCGGUAACCAGCGGCGCGCCCGACCUAGUCCAUCAUCGUAUUGCUUCACCUAAGUUGAAGACAGGGCAUAUCGAGACACGAUCUUCCUGAGCCGGCGGUGGUGAGUCUCCUAUUAAGGGGUUAAAAAUGUCCAGUCCCAACAUCUUCGCCUCACUUUUUAAGUGCCAGGGUAGAGUGGGACCUGACAAAGCCGGCGACGGCGUCACCAGAACAGAGCACCCAUUGGAGUGGACGACGCACGGACCUGCUUCUCACAAGACGUGUCGUCGUCGUGGAAGGCAGACGAGAAAAGGCUAUGAGUGGUGGAGCAAAUGGUGGCCCAGCGGCUAGAGCCAUCGAAGACCAGCGCGCAGGUAGUUGACAGUGAAGAAUAAAAUAAGUAUCAGGGCAGUUCAACUUGGCCGGUGGUGAUGCGACGGUACUCAAUGGCGAUGCAACGGUAGCCGGUGGCAGCUUCGGCGGUUUGCGGCAUGGGAAGCUUCUGGAAUUGAGAUUGAUGGUCGACAGACUUAGACCACAGGGGCAAUCGGCUAAUUCGAAACUGAAUUUUUGAAUUGAAACUUGAAAUAGAGAUAGUUACACUGUUCCACUUGCCCCAGAUCGAGAUAUCCUCCCUCUCACUAUAGUAUCCCCAUUUGGGGAGUGUUUUUCUUUUUGAAAAAAAUGAUAGUUUUUUG
Molecule: messenger RNA, 793 nt
Organism: Cuscuta campestris
Lineage: Eukaryota; Viridiplantae; Streptophyta; Magnoliopsida; Solanales; Convolvulaceae
Source: the annotation of a GenBank genome assembly